Miscanthus lutarioriparius is the source of this 2094-nucleotide messenger RNA. The record is from the annotation of a GenBank genome assembly. Lineage: Eukaryota; Viridiplantae; Streptophyta; Magnoliopsida; Poales; Poaceae.
AUGAAUCCGUAUUUCUUGGGAUUCAUUCUCCCUUUUGUGGCAUCUCUCCUGCUCAGCAAGAGAAAGUCUGAGAAGAAGAGGGGUGUGCCAGCCAAUGUGGGUGGAGAGCCUGGCUGCGCCAUCCGUAACCACAGAUUUGAACGGCCUAUCGAGACGCUCUGGGAGGGGAUUUCAACGCUUGCUGAGCUAUUUGAGCAAUCGUGCAAGCGGUUUGCCUGCAUGCCCCUAUUUGGCACUAGGAAGCUCGUUGCGAGAGAAAUGGUAGUGGCUGCUGAUGGAAGAUCCUUUGAGAAGCUCCAUUUGGGAAAUUAUGAGUGGAAGAGCUACGCUGAUGCGUUCAAAACUGUCUGCAAUUUCGCUUCUGGUCUUCUGCGGAUUGGGCACCUGAAGGAUGAGCGUGUUGCUAUUUUUUCUGAUACACGGGCUGAGUGGCAGAUUGCGUUGCAGGCAUGCUUCAGACAAAAUAUUGCAGUUGUCACAAUCUAUGCCUCUUUGGGGGAGGGAGCGCUAUGUCACUCACUAAAUGAGACUGAGGUAACCACUGUUGUGUGCGGACGGAAAGAACUUAAAAAGCUGAUUGAUAUAAGUGGGCAACUUGACACUGUGAAACAUGUCGUCUACAUUAAUGAGGAAGGUGUCUCGGCUGAAGUAUCCUUGGCUCAAAACUGUACUAGCUGGACCAUCAAGUCAUUUGAGGAGGUAGAGAGCAUAGGGUUGCAAAGACCUGUGGAGGAAAACUUGCCUCUCCCAUCAGAUACUGCAGUGAUUAUGUAUACGAGUGGGAGCACAGGAAUGCCUAAGGGAGUCAUGAUGAGCCACCAAAAUGUCUUGGCUGUAGUUUCAGCUGUUAUGACCAUUGUGCCCGGUCUUGGCAAGAAGGAUGUGUACCUGGCAUACCUUCCCCUAGCACAUAUCCUUGAAUUGGCAGCUGAGGCAAUCAUAACUGGUGUUGGGGCUUCAAUUGGAUACGGGUCACCUUUGACCCUGACCGAUACAUCAAAUAAAAUAAAAAAGGGGACGCAGGGUGAUGCUUCUGUACUGAAGCCAACACUAAUGACCGCUGUACCUGCUAUACUCGACCGUGUUCGUGAUGGUGUACGAAAAAACGUAGAUGCAAAAGGUGGGUUAGCGAAGAGAUUAUUUGAUAUUGCCUACAGCCGCCGUCUAGCUGCUGUUAAUGGAAGCUGGUUGGGUGCAUGGGGACUAGAGAAGCUCUUGUGGGAUAUGCUUGUGUUCCAAAAGGUUCGUGCAACCUUAGGAGGACGGAUUCGCUUUAUUCUUGCAGGUGGAGCACCUCUGUCAGGGGAUACUCAGAGAUUUAUCAAUAUAUGUCUCGGGGCUCCAAUAUCGCAAGGAUAUGGCCUGACUGAAACUUGUGCUGGUGGGACAUUUUCAGAGUAUGAUGAAACAUCUGUUGGCCGUGUUGGUCCCCCUCUGCCUUGUUCAUACAUUAAGUUGGUAGACUGGGCCGAAGGUGGAUACUUAACAACUGAUGUGCCAAUGCCUCGCGGUGAAAUAGUUAUUGGGGGCCCAAAUGUAACUAAAGGCUACUUCAAAAAUGAAGCAAAAACAAACGAGGUGUACAAGGUUGACGAAAGAGGCAUGCGGUGGUUCUACUCCGGUGACAUUGGGCGCUUGCACCCAGACGGAUGUCUUGAAAUCAUCGACCGUAAGAAGGAUAUAGUCAAGCUUCAACAUGGUGAAUAUGUUUCUCUAGGAAAGGUGGAGGCUGCUUUGAGUGUGUGCUCGUACAUUGACCAGAUCAUGAUCCAUGCUGACCCCUUCCACAACUACUGUGUCGCGCUUAUUGUAGCUGCACAGAGUGAGCUGAAAAACUGGGCCUCAAAACAAGGAAUCACAUAUAGUGAUUUCUCAGAUUUGUGUCAGAAGCAAGGGACAGUCAAAGAAGUCCUCCAAUCUUUGGUGAAGGCUGCUAAGCAAGCACGACUGGAGAAAUUUGAGAUCCCAGCCAAAAUUAAGUUGAUACCAGAGCCAUGGACGCCGGAGUCAGGCCUCGUCACGGCUGCCCUCAAGCUCAAGAGGGAGGUCAUCAAGAAGGCAUACGAGAUGGACCUUGCCCAGUUGUACAGCUAG